UACCCGAAUGACAAAGAUGUCUGAUUCGUUUCCUUUGUUGUGAUAUAUUAAAGAGACACACCGCGCCGUUGCUGUUUUAUUUCAACACUUUUUAAAUACAGAAAUACAAGCACAUAUUGUCUGUCAGUAUUGAUCAACCGUAAGAAUGAGUGGCGGAGUGUACGGAGGAGAUGAAGUCGGAGCUCUUGUCUUUGACAUGGGCUCAUACUCUGUGAGAGCUGGGUAUGCUGGAGAGGAUUGCCCCAAGGCAGAUUUUCCAACUGUGAUCGGUGUGACUCUGGACCGGGACGAUGGCAGUACGCCGAUGGAGACAGAUGGGGAGAAGGGCAAGCAGAGCGGCACCACCUACUACAUCGACACCAACCAGCUCAGGGUCCCCCGAGAAAGCAUGGAAGUCAUGUCGCCUCUCAAAAAUGGAAUGAUUGAGGACUGGGACAGCUUCCAAGCCAUAUUAGAUCACACCUACAAAAUGCAUUUCAAAUCAGAGCCCAGUCUGCAUCCAGUCUUGAUGUCGGAGGCUUCGUGGAACACUCGAGCGAAAAGAGAGAAGCUGACUGAGCUAAUGUUUGAACAUUACAACAUUCCUGCCUUCUUCUUAUGUAAAUCAGCUGUCCUGUCUGCGUUUGCCAACGGACGAUCAACAAGUUUGGUGUUAGAUAGUGGAGCAACACACACAACUGCUAUUCCAGUGCAUGAUGGUUAUGUCCUACAGCAAGGCAUUGUCAAGUCCCCUCUUGCUGGUGACUUCAUGAGUAUGCAAUGUAGAGAGCUGUUUCAAGAGUUAAAUGUUGAAAUAGUGCCUCCAUAUAUGAUUGCAUCAAAGGAUUCAGUUCGUGAAGGAUCUGCAGCCAUUUGGAAGAAAAAAGAAAAGCUACCUCAAGUAACCCGUUCGUGGCAUAACUAUAUGUGCAAUACUGUCAUACAGGAUUUUCAGGCCUCUGUGCUACAAGUAUCGGACUCGCCCUAUGAUGAACAAGUUGCUGCGCAGAUGCCCACUGUUCACUAUGAGCUGCCUAAUGGAUACAACUGUGAUUUUGGUGCAGAAAGACUUAAAAUCCCAGAGGGUCUUUUUGAUCCUUCUAACGCCAAGGGUCUUUCAGGGAACACCAUGCUGGGAGUUGGCCAUGUUGUUACCACCAGCGUUGGCAUGUGUGACAUUGACAUCCGACCAGGUCUGUAUGGAAGUGUUGUAGUUACAGGUGGAAACACUCUCAUCCAGGGCUUCACAGACAGACUUAACAGAGAACUUUCUCAGAAGACCCCACCGAGUAUGCGUUUGAAGUUGAUUGCAAAUAACACAACUGUGGAGCGCAGAUUUAGUGCCUGGAUUGGUGGCUCCAUCCUUGCAUCACUGGGAACGUUCCAGCAAAUGUGGAUUUCUAAACAGGAGUAUGAAGAAGGUGGGAAGCAGUGUGUUGACCGGAAGUGUCCAUAACCAGCUCCUUCGAUAUCUUGUUUCUUUCAGAAUGUCAAGGAUAUUGAAGACAAUAAAAAAAAAAAAAAAACAA
This is a messenger RNA of Xyrauchen texanus (razorback sucker), 1508 nucleotides long. Its product is annotated as actin-like protein 6A. Lineage: Eukaryota; Metazoa; Chordata; Actinopteri; Cypriniformes; Catostomidae. Gene Ontology annotation, molecular function: chromatin binding. Gene Ontology annotation, cellular component: NuA4 histone acetyltransferase complex; SWI/SNF complex. The coding region runs from base 146 to 1435 and encodes 429 amino acids. Gene Ontology annotation, biological process: regulation of transcription by RNA polymerase II; nervous system development. The transcript has 14 exons. The record is from RefSeq and is a predicted model, not a curated record.